This is a messenger RNA of Mytilus californianus (California mussel), 1968 nucleotides long. RefSeq lists its product as uncharacterized. NCBI's taxonomy places the organism in Eukaryota, Metazoa, Mollusca, Bivalvia, Mytilida, Mytilidae. The record is from RefSeq and is a predicted model, not a curated record. The coding region runs from base 87 to 797 and encodes 236 amino acids. The transcript is spliced from 11 exons.
GCGGAUUUUUCAAACAGAAAAGAUGUAUCAAGUUACAUUUUGACUCGCCUUCCGCCUUCCCGUUCCCGCUUUUAUAACCUAACAUCAUGGAAGACAUGGAAGAAGAACGAAAAUUAUUUGCUAUAUUCGACUGGGUUGAUGGGUAUUCUGUUCAGACACUAACAGCCAUUGUUAAACCGAGGAAAGAUGUAGGAGACUACGAGAAAGGAGAACGUGUCCAGGCCAAGUGCUAUGGGCAUCCUGGAUUACACUGGGGCACUCUGGCAGCGAUAGAUGGUGAUAAAAUCUGGUUAAAUCAAAAGGCAAAAGGCACAAGACCAAUUAUAGAUGAAAGGACUAACAAUGAUGGAAAGGACACUUCUGCAGAGCAAAAGGAUGAGUCCAGAAAUGAAAUUUCAAACACUAAAAAAAGGAAAAUCAACAAGAGGAUUGAAUUUGAAGGCGAAAAAGACUUGUCAUCAUCUGAAGAAGAAAAAGUAGAAGAAGAAGCAGAUGAAGAUAUGGUGGUCAUAUUACCUCCAAAAAAAAAGGGGAAAACAGUUAAAAUGAUAGAUGAGGGGAAGAAAGCCAAGGCCGAGGCUAGUAAAAAAAAGAGGGAAGUGAACAACGAGAGAAAGAAGGUUGCAGAAAAGUUAUCAAAGGUCAUUCUAGAUACGCCGGAUACAAAAACAUGCAGCUGUAAUCCAGAAACUAUCCAAAGAAUAGAGAAUAAGUUAGACCAGGUUCUUUGUUUGGUGGAAUCCCUUGCAGAAUGCAAAUAUUGUUUAAAAAAGGCAUAUAAGGUGCAUGCUCACUGAUCAGAAGUAAUGUAAGGAGUUUUCAGUUAACAGUUUGCAUGUAAUGGUUUAAGUCGAAACACAUUCCAUUUGUGUUCCUUUGCAUGUCUGCCUACUUUAUCGAUUGACAUAGAUAAUAAGCACUCGAACAAGUGAGAAAGUCCCGGCUGCAUCUACACCAUGUACAUCAUCUGGUAGUUCUGUAACGGUUAAAGAGAUGGUUUCUACUGACAACCACAAAAACCAUGAAAAUGAUAAGAAAGAGACAGAAAAGGAAAAGUCAAUUAGUGACGAUUUAAAUAACAUUUCAGCAAUUGAAGAAACUAGCUUCACAGUUGGAGAAAGGGAUAAAAGUGAUGAGGAUGAAGAAAAAAAUGAUGAAACAACAUUUGUUGGACCCAGAAAAUAUGGGGUAACAAUAUCAACAGAAAUUCUAGAGCGUUCGAAGAAUGUAUCAAAAACGCCUGAAAAGUUGGUCCUGAACAUAAUUAAAUACAUGUUAACGGAUUAUGAAAUUAAUAAUUGUACUGUAUAUGGGAACAAACAGUUCAGGAAGGAGGCGCUUCCUGAACAAAAGAGGAAAGCAAUCAGAAGUGUUGUGCUUGAAACAUUCCCUUCCUGCAAGCUUGAGGAGAUCUGGUGUAGAUUAGUGAUUGUGAUAAAUGACAAAAUUAGAGGACUAAGAAACGGGAAAUAUAAGGACUAGACUUCGUAAUUUUUUGAAUGAUUAAAAAUUAAUUUGGAUUUAAAUUCGUUUUUGUUCAUGCAGGCCAUAAAUUUGUACUUCAUAUUUGCCUGACACACUUGUGAGUAUGAUUUAGCAAUAUUCAAUAGAAAAUUUUAAAAAAAACACAAGCAUGACAAAACAAAAAUAUAAUAUGACAUCAAAUUCACUCAAUAUGGAAAAAACAAUGAAGUUUUUCUGCAGAUGGAAAUCAACACUAACAAAAACAUAUUCUUUGUCCAGUGGUAUUUCAUUGAAAUGUCAGUGAAAUUUCAUUGAAAUAUCAGUGAAAUUUCAUUGAAAUAUCAGUGAAAUUUCAAUGAAAUAUCAGUGAAAUUGCUUCGAGUUAUCAAUGCAUUUCCAUUGGGAUUCCACUGUUUUUUCAGUGGAAUCUGCUGUGGAUUUACACCGAGAUUCCAGUGGAAAUCCAUUGGUAUCCCAAUGAAAUCCUAAGAAAGUCCAAAGAAA